Messenger RNA from Synchiropus splendidus (mandarinfish), 1151 nucleotides. It is a transcript of the gene aipl1, whose product is annotated as aryl hydrocarbon receptor interacting protein-like 1. The transcript has 6 exons. Bases 67 to 1059 code for a protein of 330 amino acids. The record is from RefSeq and is a predicted model, not a curated record. Gene Ontology annotation, molecular function: protein binding; peptidyl-prolyl cis-trans isomerase activity. Lineage: Eukaryota; Metazoa; Chordata; Actinopteri; Syngnathiformes; Callionymidae.
UGUAGUUUCCACACAGGACUCGCGCCUGUAGCGUCUACAUGACCGAGCGACACAUUGCAAAGGGAGAUGUCCGACGUGCAGGAUGCGCUGCUGCUGGGGAAGGAAGGGGUCAAGAAAACCGUCCUGCACGGAGGCAGCGGAGGAAUCCCAAGGUUCACCUCCGGAGCGAAGGUGACGUUUCACUUCCGCACCCAGCUGUGCGACGACGAGCGCACGGUGAUCGACGACAGCAAGGCGGUGGGGACGCCCAUGGAAAUAGUGAUGGGCAACAUGUUCAAGCUGGACGUGUGGGAGACGCUGCUGUCCUCCAUGAGGGUCGGCGAGGUGGCCGAGUUCUGGUGUGACGUCAUACACACAGGAGUGUACCCCCUGGUGGCCAAAAGCAUGAGGCGCAUCUCUGAAGGCAAAGACCCUCUGGACUGGCACAUCCACACCUGUGGCCUGGCCAACAUGUUCGCCUACCACAGUCUCGGCUACGACGACCUGGACGAGCUGAUGAAGGAGCCCAAGCCUCUCUACUUUGUCCUGGAACUGCUGAGGGUGGAGCAGCCCGGCGAGUACCACAGAGAAUCAUGGGCUCUGAGUGACGAGGAGCGACUGAAGGUGGUGCCGGUGCUGCACGGUCAGGGGAACAAGCUGUACAAGCAGCAGCGCUACCAAGAGGCCACGCACAAGUACAAGGAGGCCAUCGUGUGCAUCAAGAACGUGCAAGUGAAGGAGAAAGCUUGGGAGGCCCCGUGGCUCAAGCUGGAGAAAAUGGCCAACACUCUCACGCUGAAUUACUGCCAGUGUCUGCUGCGCAUGGAGGAGUAUUACGAGGUCAUCGAACACACCACGGAUAUCGUCAACCAGCACCCAGGCGCAGUGAAAGCCUUCUACCUGCGGGGAAAGGCCCACGUGGAGGUGUGGAAUGAAGCCGAGGCCCGGCAGGACUUCAGCAGGGUUCUGGAUCUGGACCCUGGCAUGAAGAAGGCUGUGAGGAGAGAGCUGGUGGUGCUGAACAUGCGCAUGGAGGAGAAGAACCAGGAGGACAAGAUCAAGUACAAGGGAAUGUUCUGACGCUCAGACUCGCUGCGGGACUCACACUGGUCAAAUAAAGAAAUGGGUCAUCACAAUAGCCAUAUGAGCAGCAAUAUUCCUGUUUCACAUGU